Molecule: messenger RNA, 9177 nt
Organism: Paramuricea clavata
Lineage: Eukaryota; Metazoa; Cnidaria; Anthozoa; Malacalcyonacea; Plexauridae
Source: the annotation of a GenBank genome assembly
AUGUUUACAGUACAUGUUCUGAUUUUCUUCCUGCUGCUUGGUCUUGCCACAUCUGAGGAAAACAUUUACGUCGACUAUGAGAGUAAUCCCGAUCACCCGUUUCCUGUGAUACGUCGGGGUAAGUCUGAUUUUAUUCUCUUUGUAAUGUCUUUAUAUUGUAAGGUUGUAUCGCGAGUGAAAAACACCUUUGAAGGUUUUAAAAUGAGAGAAAUCGUUUGUAGGACAGUUUUAUUGAUUACGUUAUACAAUUAAGUGUUUUCAAAAGAACAAGAUACACUUUAAUAGGUCUCAGUUUAGUAAGUUUAAUUCGGGGCUGUUUUUACUUACAGAGAGUGCAUGUUAUGUUGGUCUAUACAUGCCUAAUCUCUUCUUAAAUUCAGUUCGCGUAGUAUUAGAAUUACAGUAGACUACAGUAGUUAUUAUACAGUAAUUACAGUAGUUAUUGUACAGCUUAGUGGUUGAUACUAAUAGGUUGAUUUUUGUAAAUAUUUUUGUAAAUAUUUUUAUAUUGAUGUAAUGAACACGCCCCUCGUGGAAAUCAGCGAAAGUUGACUAGGCUAGCGUGUUGUUUUAAAUAAAGUUUAUCUAACUACCUACCUACCUAUAUGCGCGGUUUCAUGAUCAUGGCAAUAUCCGCAGAAAUUAUGCUACAAAAUUAAAUCAGGACGCGCUUUUAAGAAUUUUCAUCAGUCAAUUGAAAAUUUUGUUAUGAAUCAUUUAGACUGCAUGAUUUACGUACUUGUUAGAUAGCCUCAACCAUUGGACUAAACGGCCCAAAGUGCCAAAACGGCUUUUCUGCCUGUGCCCCGCCCAAAUUAUAAAAUAUUACUGAUACCGCACUGAAAUAUAAAGGCCGUUGCAUGAGGGUCGAAAAUGUUCAAUACCGUAGCACCCCUCGUGUAACUACAUAAUUUUUACAUGAAUGGAUAGAUUAGAACUUACUUAUUUAGAAUCCACUUCCCCCCAAGCGAAAUAGUUGCACAAAUUGAAGUAGAACAUCUCCAAAGUACCGGCUUCUUCGAAUUUUGAAAUCCGUGAACCGCCAUUGUUGUGUUGCAAAUACGCAUGCGCUUAACCACAAAACACUUAAUGCGCAUGCGCAGAUUAGAAAACUUAUCUCAAUCCAGGACUGGACAAGAAAAAAUUAUGAAAUGUGCGAAAGCAGGGCUGAAAUAAAACAAAUGACAUCGAAGUGUUUUAAAAAUAUAUGAUAUAUUUAUGGUCUGUGCAUUUGAAUGGAGUUCGCCAAACAUUCUGAGGCCAGGAGUCAGGAACACUUCCAAGCCAACAUCACAAUAAUAACUUAUUUUAAAAAAAAUCUGAAUAACGCGUUCGCAAGCAAAUCUGCUUUUCAGGAUUUAAAUAUUAUCACAAUCCUAAACAUUCAGGACCGUGCACAGAGGGGAGACAGGAGGGGGGGGGGUGCAAUUUCCCCCUUGAGAAAACUAUAUUUACGACUUUUAGAAUGUCAUUAAUUAUUCUUCGGAUAUUUGGGACUUUUUUCGGCAUAUAGACCCAGUACUGCCCCCUGGUGAAAAAAUCCUGCGUACGGCCCUGUAAACAAUCUAGAAUACGCAUACCGUAAUUUAUCUUUUCUUUGGGGUGGGGGGGGGGCGACAGGCACGGAUUUUCUAGGGGGUGCGGGGGAGUGACAGAAAUUAUUUGCACCCUCCCCCCCCCCCAGAGGCAUUUGGCACCGCCCCCAAAAGUUUUUGCGCACCCCGCAAAUUAUAUAUAUUUUGAUUUGAUAGUUUCAUAUUUGAUUAUUCUUACUACUAAAUUUGCAAAAUUACCAAUAUUAUCGUCUCAGAUCUCGCCAUGCAGGCCUAGAAAAAAAAUUUUGUUAAACUUUUUCCUUGGCGGCCUUUCCGGGCGUUGCCACAAGGACCCGGCCAAAGCAAGCAGCGCCCCCCCCCCCCGAACGAAAAUAUGAAAAUCCGUCUCUGGGGGAAAGGAGAAGAAGAAAUACUUUCAUGCUUCACGAUUUUAUACUUUAAUUAAUUGCUUACAGGAGGGGGCCGGGGGUGGAGAGGGGUGGUGCUAAACAGAACUAAUUACGAUAACUAACAAUCUUAUUUAUUUUCUAAAUCUUUUCUCGUCAAUUUUAUUGAGUCAAUGUUGGUUAGUCCAAACCUCGAGUGCCAACCUACCAAUUGGUUACGCUGACUGGAACUUCAUUACGACUCUGUUUUUGUAUCAAUCAAUUUCAUCCUCAAACGGCUUUUCGCCAAUCCAAUUUGUGCAAUCAUCAUUCUCAGCUUAUACAAAAAACAAUUAAAGAAGAAGGAAGCAGCUUAGUAGGUUAUAGGAGAUAUUGUUAUACAACAGCACUUCGUGACGUUUACAAUCUAAAUAUAUAAUUAUAAUAACUUGCGCAUACAACGCGCGCAUACCAAGAGAAAGGGAGUUUCCGUCCUAUCUAAUUAGCAUUGACAACUUUUCCGCAACACACUGUUCAUUACUCAAGUAAAUUUAAAUUUGGUAUCCACAGUACUAAGACCCAAAUCGGAACAGAAUCAACAGAUUACCUGACUCAGACUGAGUAAUUUGAUCUUUAUCAAAAGGUAUCGAAUCAUCACUGCACUCCAAAAUCUCCAGAAGCGUAUCCACGAUUUUUGGUCAGAGGGAGAGGGGAGGGGGGCGGCGGCAAAAACCUAGGUGGGGCCAUGUUUCACUUCUUUUUAUAGAAUAAAUUUUCGCAGGCUGGCCUCUCGGCCCCCAACCUGGCUAUGCUUCUGAAAACGUUUUCAGCGAAACCGUCAUCGGUUCUGACUCCAAAAGUUGUCCAUCGUCAUCAUCUGUUUUCCAUCGCCUUCAAUCUUCAAACACUCAGGGUAAACUAUGUUAUCUAACAACAUGAAGUCGCAAAUCGGAACAAAGGCCAACAGAUGAUUAACACGAUGUGGGUAAAUAGGUUUCUCUGAACUUGAACUCGGAGAAGUUUUAUAAGACAUAUCGUUGCUAACAUUUUCGAAGAGCAGUGAUGUCAGCUCAUAAACAGUAAAGUAUACUCGGUCUGGCCAUGUGUAAGGUAAUCAUUUGUUGUAAUAACUUGAACAAGGAGGAUCCAGUGUAGAUCAAGGUUGUAGGAAUCACACGGUGCAAGUAAAAAUAUUCUUUCAACUAGCUGAAAGAAUAAAGAUACAAAACUUCUCCGAGUUCAGAGUGAGAGAAUCCUAUUUACUCACAUCGUGUUAAUCAUCUGUUGGCCUUUGUUCCGACUUGAGACUUAAUUUUGUUAGAUAACAUAUUUACCCUGAUUGUUUGAUGAUCGAAGGCGAUGGAAAGCUAAUGAACUAAUGAUGAUGAUGGUGAUGAUCAUGGUGGGCAACUUUUGGAGUCCACUCAGAGUACUCAGUCUGAGUCGGGUAAUCUGUUGGUUUUGUUCCGAUUUUCGACUUAAUGCUGUUGGAUAACAUAUUUAACUUUAAUUGACCGAGACUGGACAGCGUGUUUCGGAAAGGCUGUUAAUGCUAAUUAGAUAAGACGGAAACUCCCUUUUCUUGAUACGCGUGCGUCGUAUGCGCAAGUUAUUAUAAAUAGAUUGCAAACGUCACGAAAUACUGUUGUAUAACAAUACCUCCUAUAACAUACUAGGCUGUUUCCUUUUUCUUUAUAUUUUUUUUAUAAACUGAGAAUGACGAUUGCACAAAUUGGAUUGGCGAAAAGCAGUUUGAGGAUGAAAUUGGCUGAUACAAAAACAGAGUCGUGAUGAAGUUCCAGGUUUGGACCAACUAACUUUGACUCAAUAAAAUCAGUGACGGGGAAAGAUUUAGAAAAUAAAUAAGAUUGUUAGUUAUCGUAAUUUCUCUGUUUAACACCACUCCCUCCCCACUCCCUGCCUGCCCUCACCUGUGAGCAAUUAAUGUAUAAAAUCGUGAAGCAUGAAAGAAUUGUAUUUGAAAGAUAAUUAUGAUAUUGGAAUGAAAAUCACAGUACCCGAUGUUGCAUAUAUUUAAAGAGAAUCAAACCAGUGCAAACUGAUUCUUUGUAUAUAUUAGAAACACCCCCCCCCCUCCUCCCCCCCCAAAAAAAAAGAUAAAUUACGGUAUGCGUGUUCUAGAAUGUCUACAGGGUCGUACGAAGGAUUUUUUCACCAGGGGCAGUACUGGGUCUAUAUGCCGAAAAAAGUCCCAAAUAUCCGAAGAAUAAUUAAUGACAUUCUAAAAAUCGUAAAUAUAGUUUUCUCAAGGGGGCAAUUGCCCCCCCCCCUGUCUCCCCGCUGUGUACAGUCCUGAAUGUUUAGGAUUGUGAUAAUAUUUAAAGCCUGAAAAACAGAUUUGCUUGCGAACGCGUUAUUCAGAUUUUUUUAAAAAUAAGUUAACAUUAUUGCAAUGUUGACUUGGAAGUGUUCCUGGUCUCAGAAUGUUUGGCGAACUCCAUUGAAGUAUACAGACCAUAAAUAUAUCAUAUAUUUUUAAAACACUUCGAUGUCAUCUUGUUUUAUUUCAGCUCUGCUUUCGCACAUUUCAUAAUUUGUUUCUUGUCCAGUCCUGGACCGAGAUCAGUUUUUCUAAUCUGCGCGUGCGCAUUAAGUGUUUUACGGUCAAGCGCAUGCGUAUUUGCAACACAACAAUGGCGGUUCACGGAUUUCAAAAUUCGAAGAAGCCUGUACUUUGGAGAUGUUCUACUUCAAUUUGUGUAACUAUUUCGCUUGGGGGUAAGUGGAUUCUAACUAAGUAAGUUCUAAUCUAUCCAUUCAUGUAAAAAUUAUGUAGUUACACGAGGGGUGCUACGGAAUCUGUUUUCUAAGCAUAUUUUCGACCCUCAUCUCACGGCCUAAUAUAUGCAUUAGCUCAAGACAUAACUAGUUAUUGUUCAAGUUACGGUAAAAAUUAAAAGUUAUUGGCCCGCAUUUCACCUAUUUGAAACAAAUGUUUGCCUUUAAAAGGCACUGAACUUUAACGAAUAUUCAAUAAAGCUUAGCUUUUUCUUAGUUGACUAGUAUUUGUGCUCAAGCUAGUCUGUCACACUUCCAAGUGAUUGUUGUCCUUGGCGUGGACGUUAAAUGUUUCCUUGUAAAAAAUCCUUAUUUAAUGCCUGAUUUUAGAUGUGGCCAGUUUAAAAACAAACAUCAUCGCCCAAUUCAGAGGACCAACUUAUCAGUUUUGUGGCCUUCAAUGCGCAGAACACCGUUUUUGUGUCGCAUUCAACUACAAGGAGAAAGACGAAGGGAAUGACUUGAACUGUCAGUUGACAAACACGACUCGACAUGAGUUUGACAAUAAUGCCAGCCAAAAAAAGCGAGUUUGGAUGUUCAUCAAAAAUAAUGUAGACCGAAGUCAAGUGGUAAGCAAUUAUGUAUACUUUUAAAAAACAUUUGGGACAAAGAGAAAGCUUUCUGCAUGAUUAUGUCAGAAUCGAUUUACACUGUUUUGAAAUAUUUUAAUUCCUGGAGUUUCUGAAAACUUUGUAUGAAGGAAAACUUCCCAAAAAUGGCAAUUCUAUAGUCUAUGAAUAAAAUGCGUAUAGAUCUAAAUAUUCAAUAACCCUUCAUUUGAAAUUUUAAAAUAAAUUAUAAGAUAUUUUCAUCAAAAAUCAGGUAAACUCCGGGAUUAGCAAGUCUAUGUAACCUUAUUUUUUCAGUUCGCCAUACGUUUUGAAUACAAAGUCCUAUUUUUUCGCAAGUUUAAAUAAAACCGUCUAUAUUUAAGCUUUGGAUUAUACAAUUACUUUAUGGUUUCCGUGUUUGGAUGGCCAGAUCCAAACACGCGGGAAUGUUGCGAGAGUUAAAAAAAGCGAGCGAAACACGAGCCGAAGGCGAGUGAUUUUGCCCGCUUUUCUUAACUCGAGCAACAUUCCCAAGUGUUUGGAUCAGUCCAUCCAAACACGGAAACCAUAAAAUAAUUGUUUUAUAAAAUAACAACAACACGGUAGUCUUCCGUGUUUGGAUGGCCUGAUCCAAACACGGCUUUCGACCAAUCAGAAUACGCGUUAUAUACAUGUUAUUUUAUAAUACAGUAUAUGUGCGUUGUUUGAGCAAAAUGCGCACAAUAAGUAACAAUUUGGUUAAAUAAGAAUCCACUAUUGGCAACAAAUUGAAACAAAACUUUUCUGGUAUUUAAACAUUUUUCUGGUAUUUAUUGUCGGUCUCUAAAAUCAUGCUGCAAUGAACUAUUUUGCAGGCGUCGUGCAGAGGAGAAGUGAAUGAAUGUCGCAAUGGUGGUACAAUGAUCUGGGAUCCAGAGAAACCUUUCAACUGUCUAUGUAAAGAGGGAUACGAAGGAGAGAUGUGUGAAAAUGGUAAUAAUAAUGUUAAGAUAGUCGUCCACACCUGACUAGUCCCCAGUUGUCUGUGUGUUACUCUGUUUAAAGCGCGGGCGCCGGAAUAUCGCGUGUGCUCACCGCCUGCAUGCCCUUGCUACCUUUCCUUCCGCCCGCGCUUGAAAUACAGAGAUGACUGGGGACGAGUCAGCGUCUACCCUGAAAAUAUUUAUUUUCAAAUUAAAGCUUUUGUUUUCUUUCCAAUAUUUGUUAUUUUUAGAAAAACAAAAGAUUUCAGUCCUUACAGCGUUCUUUAUAAACAUCUGUAUAAUUUUUUUUUAAAAAAUGCGUUUCUCCAGUUAUCUUUGUCAUGAUAUUAAACUUUUCAUUUCCAUUUCGAACUGCCGAAACAUGGACUAUCUUAUUGGUACGAUUUAGAAUACCAUUUUAGUACGCAUGAUAUACCUAUCCCUAACUAUUAUGGCACUACAGGGUGUAUAAAAAAACCCUGAACCUUAAUUUCAAAUUCAAAUUAGCUAUAACAUAUUGUAGUAAUUUGACAGCCAUAUUUAAAAACUUUUAAAUUUUCUAAUUUUUAUUUCUUUGAGUUUUGUUCCAUGAGUACAAGACCUUGUUUUUUUACCCGACCAUUAACUCAAAACAAUUAGAGCUGUCAAAUUACUACAAUACGUUAUAGCUAAUUUGAAUUUGAAAGGGUUCAGUUUUUUUAUACACCCUGUAUAGUGCAUAGAGUACUAAUAUAAUACAAAGAGGUUAAUUAACUCCAAGUUAAGUUAGAGUUAUAAACCGAGAAGGAGGUUUAUAACUGAUAUAUUGCCCCCGAGGACGCGCAGCGUCCGAGGGCAAUAUAUCAGUUAUAAACCGACUUGCGAGAUUUAUAACUAACUUAUAUCUCAUUUGUGGAGGUUUUCUAACAUAUUUUGUCAUUUUCAAAAAUUUUUGAUGAAAAAUUCUCGCGUUUUGUCGAAAAGUUUGAUGUAAUUAUUUAUUCAAGGUAUAUUAGCUAGUUAUAAACCUCGGACGAUCAAAGAAAACAGACACAAAUGAGAUAUAAGUAUUGAUAUGCUCCAAAUUAUACUAAAUUUAACGCUUAACUGAGUUUAUGGCCUUCUUAUAAAACAUAAUCUUUUGAUUCUCUUCAGCUGGUCAGUUAUUAACAGCAUGAAAAUUUCAAAAUUCAUUCUUUACUACAGUAUUAAUCUGCAUCUGCAAUAACCUGCAAAACUGGCCAUUGAUUACAGUUGCGUAUCAAUAACUCUUAUUUUAAUAAGAAUGACAAAGGUUGACAAAUUUUGAGGCAUAAUUUGAUUAUUUCAGAUAUUGAUGAAUGCUCUGAAGAAAACUUCACUUGUCACUUAAAUGCCACUUGUAUAAAUACUCAAGGCUCGUACAAAUGUGAAUGUAAAAACGGAUACGUGAGCGAUGGGAAAGAGAACUGCACAGGUAUCUAAAGGAUAUGUUAACAUAAAUAAUUAGAGAUAGACUAUUAAGUUGUAUAUUUUGAUUAUUUCAGACCUUGAUGAAUGCUCUGAAGGAAACUUCAGUUGUCAUCCAAAUGCAAGGUGCAUCAAUACUCAAGGCUCAUACCACUGCAAAUGUAAAAGCGGGUUCGUUGGGGACGGGAAAAAGUGCGCAGGUAUAAAAUUUUGAAAACUUAUACAUUUCUAAAUUUCAGUCAGUCACUCAAUCACUGAACGUUUCUACAACUAUUAAAAAGUCGUAUGUUUAUAUUAACUUUAUUCUCUUCACAUAUUUUAAUUAAUUAAGAGGAAAUUAAGCAAUAAUAAUUUACGACUUUUCGACUCAUAGCUAAGUUACUGAAUCACUCUCAGCUGGCGCCCAUUUCAAAACCCAACUUGAAAUUCGCGAGCAAUUUUUUUUUCGCAAACUAAGUGCAUGGAGACUAAUUUAAAAAAAAGGGCACUAAAAGCAGGAGACGUCAAAACGAAUGUGCUUACAAAACGUCGAAAAACUCAGUUACAACGUCCCUGAAAGCUAUGUACAUAAUCUAGUGAUUGGUUAUUACUGUACCUCCGCCAGAAGACUAUGUUUUGAUCCACGCGUGUGUAUGUUUGUGUGCAUGUGUGUGUUUGUCUGUUAGCCUGAUAACUCACGAACAAUACAAUUUAUUAAUAAAAAAAAUUGUGGAACGAAUGGACAUUGUCCAAGGAGACCUUGAUGAAAUUUUGGAUAAAUCAAAAGUUUGUCUUGCUUUGCCAAACUGAAUGCGUCAUUAUUGACCCAUUGCAUAAUUUAUGCACGAUACAUAACUUAAUUCACUGGCAGAGAUAUGUACUGUUAUAAUCUCCGAGUGCCUUCUACUCUUAAUUAUUAUUUCUACUAAAGAAUCAUGACUGAUUUGUUGAUUUCCAGUGAGGAGUCUAAUUAUGGUGAAUGUAUAUUUAUUUUAAUAGGAAAGAGUAGUGAACCAACUUAUUUUUGCAUGAUACAAUGUAUUCCUGAGAAAAUCCCAACACUGCUUUGUCAACAUAAAGUUGACUCAAGCGGGAUUUGAAUUUGCAUAUUCAGCGAACCGGGUUGACACCCUAUACCAAUUAAGCUAUUGAGUCCAACUGGGGAGAACACAAUGUUAUCAUCUUAGUAUAUCUCAUUACUCAUAACAGACUCUUGUGUUUAACAAUACAUUUAGCUUUGUCUUUCGAAUCAGAAAUAUUGUGGUCUGAGCCACUGGAUUUUACAACAAAACUGGGAGAAUGGUUGCCACUAGCAGGAAACUGGAGUGUAUGUUGGCAAGCAACAAGAGACGGUUGGGCAAGCACGACAUUCCUUGCUAGAUGUAAUGGGAAUGUACCCACCCUUACAAUUGUUAAAGUCGUCAAGGAUAACAAGAAUUUGAUAUUUGGUGGCUUUGCGAAAGCAACAUGGGCUGGACGUAAGUUUGAAUUUAUUAUAGCCAUACAUACAUGCAGCCAGGUGUAUAAAAGAAACUAA